AUAUCAAGAAAAUCAAUAUGAGCAUUUAUGAAUGCUGCCAAGUGCGUAUUGCCAAACGCCAAAAAUUAUAUAUAUUCUUUCUUUUCCGGUUCCUAGUAGUUCCCAUUCAUAUCCUAGAUUUCCAUGGGGUGCUUGACCUGUCUGUAGAACAUUGCGUUUGCAGAGUUUUGAUAAAAUUCACCUUUGAGCUUCUUAACUCCAUAUAAAAGGGAACCUCAUGUCAGAGCGUCUCCUUCUAGUAUAAGCUAGCAUUUUGAUCAUGGCAAAAUCCUUUUAUGUUUCCUGCGUGCUAUCUCUCGGGCUGUUACUGGCCAUCGUACAGGAGACAGAGGCACAAGUAGGAGUGUGCUAUGGAAUGCUCGGGGACAACCUACCGUCACCUCAAGAAGUCAUCGGCCUCUGCAAGAAGUACAAUAUCCAAAGGAUGAGACUCUACGACCCCAUCCAAGCAGCCCUCCAAGCCCUCCGAGGGACCAACAUCGAGGUCAUGCUCGGUGUCCCCAACUCAGAUCUCCAGAGGCUCGCUAGCAACCAGUCCAAUGCCAACAAGUGGGUCCAGAACAAUGUCCUGAACUACCGUGAUGUAAAAUUCAGGUACAUCGUGGUCGGGAAUGAGGUGGUAGCUGCCAACUAUGUUGCCCAGUUCCUCGUGCCUGCAAUGCAGAACGUCCAAAACGCGAUUGCCAACGCAGGCAAGGCGGGCCAGAUUAAGGUCUCCACAUCUAUCUCCUUAGCCAUGAUAGGAGAGUCCUACCCUCCUUCAAUGGGCUCGUUCAAAGGCGCGGAAGGGCCAGUCAUCGACCCGAUAAUCCACCUCUUGCUCAAAAACCAGGCGCCUUUGUUAGUCAACAUCUAUCCUUAUUUCGUCUACGCGGCCAGCACACCGAGCACGAGCCUAGACUAUGCCCUAUUCACGGCAAAGUCUGUCAUAAUUAAUGAUGGUCCCCUCGAGUACCAAAAUCUUUUCGAUGCAAUGUUGGACACGGUCUAUUCCGCGCUCGAGAGGAAGAAUGCAGGGUCCCUUAGAGUCGUGGUGUCCGAGAGCGGCUGGCCUUCCAAUGGAGGUGUCGAGGCCUCGGUGGGUAAUGCAAGGACCUACAACACGAACCUGGUCCAGCACAUGAAGGGCGGGACCCCAAAGAGGCCAGGCGGGCCUAUUGAGACCUACAUAUUUGCAAUGUUCGAUGAGAAUCAGAGGAUCCCUGAGCUUGAGAAGUCCUGGGGGCUUUUCCUCCCAAACAGGCAGCCCAAAUACCCAAUCUUUGGUACGACGGAUGAAUGUUCCGGUAAGAUGGAAUGGUAUGGAGUGAAAAGCAAUCGACAUUUUCCCUUCUACUCAAAUUCAUUAUUUGGUUGCACUUGUAAUGGUUGAAAUUCAUUUCAUUUUUCAUCAACUUGAUGGAAUAUUGACAGAA
Messenger RNA from Punica granatum (pomegranate), 1415 nucleotides. The record is from RefSeq and is a predicted model, not a curated record. NCBI's taxonomy places the organism in Eukaryota, Viridiplantae, Streptophyta, Magnoliopsida, Myrtales, Lythraceae.